AUGCCUCCAAAUCUCGACAACACCCUCGCAGCAAUCCUCUCAUCCCGCCUCUCCCAAGGCCGCCUCCGCCGCCUCACCACCCCAUCCUCCGACUCUGUCGAUUUCUCUUCAAACAGCUACCUGUCACUCUCCUCCAAUCCCGCCGUCAAGGCCGCCUAUGUGUCAUUCAUCCUGCCCCAUCUGCAGUCAUCCGGCUUCGGCCUCGGGUCCGGAGGCUCUCGCCUGCUAGACGGCAACUCGGCCUUCACAGAGGACCUGGAAAGAAGAAUUGCCGAGUUUCACGGGGCUGAUGCGGGAUUGCUGUUCAAUUCGGGGUUUGAGGCUAAUACGGGGCUGUUCGCCUGCGUGCCGCAAAAGGGAGAUGUCAUUGUAUACGACGAAUUGAUCCAUGCGAGCGUUCAUGAUGGAAUGAGAUUAAGCAGGGCGCAGAGAAUCGCCUUUGCGCAUAACAAAGUAUACGAUGCAGCUGCGUCAAGCAAAUACCCAAGCCUAGACUCUCUGUUGAAAAGUCUAGCACAAGACACCCAAGUGUCAAGCGGCAAGAAAAACAUCUUCAUCGCUGUUGAAGGCGUCUACAGCAUGGACGGAGACCUCGCACCUUUACAAGCAAUCGUCGAAUGCGUAGAGAAAAGGCUACCCCGGGGAAACGGCUACGUGAUUGUCGACGAGGCGCAUUCCACGGGGAUAUUUGGCCGCCAAGGAAGAGGUCUCGUCUGUCAACUUGGGCUCGAAGACAGGACAUGGGCUCGCGUACAUACUUUUGGCAAAGCCAUGGGCUGUUCCGGAGGUAAAUUUCUCUUCAAUCCUUUUCUGCGCAUAUAUAUGGAUGCUAACAAGAGCUGCAUAGCCAUUGUCCUCUGCUCUUCCACGACGAGAUCCUACCUCAUCAACUACGCCCGCAGCUUCAUCUACACCACAGCCAUGGCCUUUCCCUCCCUCGCCAGCAUACGCACAACCUACGACUUUCUCGCCCAAGGCCACGCAGACUCUCUCGUCCAAAACCUCCAAUCACUCAUCCAUCACAUGCACACGCUUCUCACUCAGCUCAUUGAACGACAUGGCCCAUCGCCAGAACUCUUCCGCAUUAACCCCGAGGCACCGCAGUCGCCCAUCCUGCCGCUGCUUACGAGCCGGGCAAGGAAUCUGGCGCAAUACUGCCAGGAGAGAGGCUUCACUGUGAGGCCAAUUGUAGCGCCUACUGUUCCAGCAGGGCAAGACAGAGUGAGAGUGUGUUUGCAUGCUGGGAAUACGGUGGAGGAAGUAGAGGGACUGUGUAGGGCAGUGGAAGAAUGGGUGACGGGGGCUAUAAAAAGUAAAUUAUGA
Molecule: messenger RNA, 1323 nt
Organism: Trichoderma aggressivum f. europaeum
Lineage: Eukaryota; Fungi; Ascomycota; Sordariomycetes; Hypocreales; Hypocreaceae
Exons: 1
Coding region: 1-1323 (440 amino acids)
Biological process (GO): biotin biosynthetic process
Molecular function (GO): pyridoxal phosphate binding
Source: RefSeq, a predicted model, not a curated record